This is a messenger RNA of Periconia digitata, 1626 nucleotides long. NCBI's taxonomy places the organism in Eukaryota, Fungi, Ascomycota, Dothideomycetes, Pleosporales, Periconiaceae. The record is from the annotation of a GenBank genome assembly.
UUGAACAUUCCAAAAAGAGACCUGAAACACUCCACUACUACUCCUCCGGCAUCUAAAUCCUCAUUUUAUAGAUUUUGGAAGGGAUCGAAGGCGGUCAUGUCGACCGGCACUGAAAAUACCCUGGAACAGCUCACCUCUACAUCGUUCGCAAGGCUCGCUAUCACGCUCACGGUUCUCGUCGCUACGACGUACUACGGGCGCGUCUUGUACGAUGCUUUCCUCGGCCCGCUCAGCAAAUUCCCAGGCCCAAAACUCCGAGCCCUGAGCAAAGUCCCAGGACUAUACACCACAAUCAUCGGCCGGGACGCCUACGUCCGCUCCUCGCUCCACGAGAAAUACGGGCCGAUUGUCCGCGUGAAUCCCACCGAGUUGUCGUUCAAUGGCGGCGCGGAGGCGUGGGAAGCGAUAUACAGUUUCAAGAAGCCAAAGCCGGUUCGGGAUCCGCAGUUCUAUGCCGUUGGCGUCAAUGGUUGUCCGGAUGUGGUCACGGCAGAUGAAGCGAAUCAUUCGAGACAAAGGAAGAUAUUGUCUACUGGGUUCAGCGACCAAGCGAUGAAAGGGUACGAGCCACUGCUGAAGUCGUGGGCUGAGAAGAUGGUCACGGAGAUGGCGAAGCUAGCUAGCAAGGGCGGGGAAGUGGAUAUGCUCAAGUAUCUCAACUGCACUACUUUCGAUAUCAUGGGUGAUCUGGCGUUUGGCGAGGGCUUGGGGAUGCUCGAAGACGGCGAGCUCUCACCGUGGGUUCAGACCAUCUUCGGCGCGUUCAAAGCCGGGACCUUUUGGCGUUGCGUGAUGCAGUACUCUGCGCUUACCAGCUGGCUAGUCGGGCAGCUGCUGUUCAACAGCAAGCAAGUCCGCGUAAAGCAGUGGGAGAACUUCGAGUAUUGCCAGAGCCGCAUGGAUAAACGACUCGCGAGCGAACCCGCGCAUUCGGAUCUUUGGUCGAGGAUACUAGCAAAGUCCGAUGGUGCUGAGAAGUUGAGUCGGGAUGAAUUCCAUUCGAAUGCUGUUACGUUUAUGGUGGCUGGGACCGAGACUACUGCUACGGCGCUUAGUGGGUUGAUUUAUCUGCUUCAUCAAGACGAAAACAGACAUGCGCUAGAAAAACUGAAGGACGAAGUCCGGGGAAGGUUUUCCAGCGUUGGAGAUAUCACCUUGGAAAGCCUGGCCCGUUUGGAGUACAUGCACGCUAUCAUCCAGGAAGGGCUCCGGGUGUACCCACCUGCUCCGAGUCAACUUCCUCGACGAACGCCUUCUGCAGGAAUGGUAGUCAACGGUAAAUUCAUACCAGGCGAUAUCACUAUCGACGUGCAUCCGCUGGCUACAUUCAAAUCAUCAACACACUUCAAGAACCCGCAGCAAUUCCGGCCAGAGCGAUGGCUCGGGAAUCCCGAGUACAAGGACGACCAUUUGGAUGCCGUAGAGCCCUUCUCGUACGGUCCUCAGAAUUGUUUAGGAAAAAGUCUCGCCUGGCAUGAAAUGCGCCUGCUCCUCGCAGCUCUCAUCCUCAACUUCGACGUCGAACUCGCAGCCGAAAGCAGAAAUUGGAUUGACCAGAGAAUCUACGUGUUGUGGGAGAAGAAGCCGCUCAUGUGCGCAUUGAAACAGGUUUCAAAAUCUAGCUAG